GACUUGUAUUUAAAUGCGGGAGGUGUGACGGUGUCCUAUUUUGAGAGGCUGAAGAGCAUCAAUCACAUCAGUUUAAGACGUUUGACUCGGAAAUACGAGAAGAAAGCAAAUUUUUAUCUUUUAGGUAGCGUCCAAGAAAGCCUGUAUCAUCAUUUCAAGGAAACCAUUCGUUUAAAAUCAUCGCUUGCGUUCCUUCGAGAGAUCGUUGGCGCGAAUGAAAAAGACAUUGUUCAUUCUGGAUUGGAGUUCACCUUAGAACGAUCAGCUAAGCAAAUUAUGCACUGCGCCAGUGAGUACGACCUAGGUCUAGACAUAAGGACGGCUGCUUAUACUGUGUCCAUGGAAAAGUCAACACAUACACUGUGA
This is a messenger RNA of Pocillopora verrucosa, 366 nucleotides long. Lineage: Eukaryota; Metazoa; Cnidaria; Anthozoa; Scleractinia; Pocilloporidae. The record is from RefSeq and is a predicted model, not a curated record.